This is a messenger RNA of Selaginella moellendorffii, 1853 nucleotides long. RefSeq names its product U11/U12 small nuclear ribonucleoprotein 48 kDa protein. NCBI's taxonomy places the organism in Eukaryota, Viridiplantae, Streptophyta, Lycopodiopsida, Selaginellales, Selaginellaceae. The record is from RefSeq and is a predicted model, not a curated record. Bases 33 to 1736 code for a protein of 567 amino acids. The transcript has 5 exons.
GCGAGAGCAGGAAUGGCGCGCCAGAACAGGUAAUGCAGGGCCAGGUUCCACAGGGGAUGGAAUUCUCCAUUCCAGCUCCACCGCUUCACACGCCUGAAGAUCAUGACAAGGAAUCGAUUAGCGGAUUUUGCUCCCGGGCGGAAGCUAUCCUGAAAGACAUCCAAGGCGCUGUGGAUCUAGCCGGUUCCAGAUCCUCCAGUCCGGGCUCGGUGCUUCUUCAGUGUCCUUUCGAUUACCGCCACACCAUGCCCGCCAGGGCGCUUCUCCAGCACUCGCUCCGGUGUCCUGCUUCGCCGCUUGGAUUGGACGAAGAGGCUGCUAGUCUCGUCGCGUCUCUCAGGUACUUACGCAAGGAAGUGCCGUUGGAACAGCAGCCAGAGCCACCGGGAGUAACGCAGGAAGAGACCAAAGAGAAGAUUUUCUUUGAUCCUUCUGGGACAAAGUUUUGGUACAGGGAUGCUCCUGGUCCCGUCUCGGCCGAUCAACCUCUCUCCCAUCAACAGCAGGCUGGUUUUCCAGAUUUGCCCGACUGUAUCAAACUAGAGCUUGAGGAUGAUCGACAGAAGCUACCGACGCUAGAACAGUUGGAUACUCUUUUGCCUUCUCAGUGCUGGCUUUUGCAAGAGGAGGUGAAGAGCUGGACAUCUCUCCCUCGGAGUUACUCGUGGAACGUUUUGAUAUCGAUCUUAGGAAUGAAGAUUGACAAGGAGAGGAUCGCAGGCUGGCUACUUCUAAACUCCGUUCGGCAUGGAGUAGUGUUGGAUCCCGUCCUGGCUCAUCAUCUUUCUGGACUGGUGACGCUGUUCUUGGCGUCCAUCAAAAGAGAAGCGCUUGGUACGUGGAAUGGUGACCGGAUCUCGAGACACAAAGUGAGUCAACUCAACUGUCCUGUGCUGCUUGAGUCUGGGAAUUGGCUGAUAUCUCAACUGUUUUGUUUGUAUCAACGACCAGCUGCUGGGGCCUUUAUCCUGGGACUGCUACAGAAUCUCCUAAUAUUGUCUGCUCGGCACUCGGCUCUUGACAAGCUUUCUAGUUCCGAACAGCAGCAUAACGAUGAGGAUGGUAGACAGCUAGCACGCUGUGACGUCGAACCCGUCGUCGAGGCUUUGCAAGAACGGACAGCUCUGGAAUGUUAUUUGAGAGCUCGGGUGUAUAUGAGCACCUUGACGAAUGCGAGAUGCUUAGAUGACUACGACGUUCUGGUGAGCAAGGCUGCUGAAGAGCGUCCGCAGCGAUCAGAAUAUAGACCACUUUUGGAGCACGAUGGUCUCGGUUGGCAGCGUUCACAGGCCGAGGAUUCCUCAAAGUCAAAGACGAAGGAGGAGCUUCUAGCGGACGAGAGAGAUUAUAAGCGAAGGCGUAUGUCCUAUAAAGGCAAGAAAGUGCGAAGAUCAGCAUCUCAGGUCUUGCGGGAUAUCAUUGAAAGCCACAUGGAGCAAAUCGUUGUAGCCGGGGGAAUUGGCUCUUUCAAAGGCCAAUCCUCUCGCAAGCCAGAGUCAACCAGAGAUGGUGGGGCAGACCACGCACAGACGCACGAGAAGAACAGGAGCAAAUAUGAUUACAGGGAUAAGAAAAACUACUCGAGGGAUACGGGGAAACAUUCCAGGGAUCGCGCGAGAUCAAGUGAGAGGUAUACGAGCAAAGACCGAAGUAACAAGUGGGAAAGUGACGCUGACCGGAGUGAUUCCCAUUCUAGCAGGGACAGAAGGGAGUCGUCAAAGCACCGAAGAAGAUGAGCUGCCGAGUAUCCUAUCAAGUCCUCGCAGUAUUGACCAAUUGGCUUGGUGAAAACUGCCACGAUCGAACUGAUUGUGGAAGACGUGCUGGUGCCGUUCUAUAUCCCUGGAAACAAG